Knipowitschia caucasica is the source of this 999-nucleotide messenger RNA. The record is from the annotation of a GenBank genome assembly. Lineage: Eukaryota; Metazoa; Chordata; Actinopteri; Gobiiformes; Gobiidae.
AUGCAGUGCACUCCUGAACCCACAGUCUUCUUCAAUAGUAACAAAGACCACAAGUGUUAUGAGGACUGCUUUGACAGUGGCUACUCUAGUCUGUUCUACACCCCCCACAGUAUCACCAGAGAUGACUCUUUGUCUGUGGCUGAGUCGGAUGAAACCCCCAAAGAGAACAUGCGGCUUCCUGACACACCCAAGGACCAAACAGGAUUUUUGAUGUUAAAUGGAAAACAUGAUCUAAGUGAUAGCAGCGUGUUGUACACUCCACAAAGCCUGCAGACGCCCAAAUAUACGCGAUAUUUCUGUGAGGACAGUGGCUUAAACUCCCUGACUCUUGAUAAGUCACAGGACUCAUCGGUGGAUCAUGAUGGUUCUUUCCAGGAGUUUCUGCUCUCUGCCUCUAAUGGAUGCAAUGUAACCCCAAAUCCACUGGACACAAAGCGACACUCAUGGUUUCAGCGUCAGAACAGACUGUCCACACUGAAGGAAGGAGGUUCUCAGUCCUCUGAAGAGGAGCCAACAGAUAAGGCUAACAAAGAGAAAAACCUGAAGGAGGACGAGCAGGGGACAGGGGCCCAUGUCCCUGAGGCAGACACCAGGACAGCCCUGCUCAAACGCUCCGCUCUGAAGACUGUGCAGUCCCAGUCUCGGAGCCAGAGCUUCUGCACCCCUCAGUCCAGCAGCAGGAGUAACACCCCUGUAAGCAACAGCCCCUUAACCUCAGCUGGCGGCAGCAAACGAGAUAAAUUCAUAGAGGUUGCCAAAACCCUUUUUAAUGAUGAAUGCCUGAAGCCCUGUCCCAGAUGUCAGCAUCCAGCGCGCUGCCGCUCUGUGAAAGGGGAGGGUGUGUGCAGCAGAGGAGACUGUGGCUUUCAGUUUUGCACUUCCUGCUUGUGUGCUUUUCACGGCUCCAGAGAAUGUGGCAGUCAGUCUGUGAACCGCCGCAAGAAGGAUCUGCUGCUCCCCGGCAGUGCUCAGAGCAAACGCAACAUCAGACGCCUCUGA